Messenger RNA from Esox lucius (northern pike), 8379 nucleotides. RefSeq names its product tetratricopeptide repeat domain 6 (gene ttc6). The transcript is spliced from 31 exons. Gene Ontology annotation, molecular function: protein binding. NCBI's taxonomy places the organism in Eukaryota, Metazoa, Chordata, Actinopteri, Esociformes, Esocidae. The record is from RefSeq and is a predicted model, not a curated record. The coding region runs from base 27 to 5543 and encodes 1838 amino acids.
UAGCAGGGACUACCAGAGCUGUGUCUAUGUCCAUGAGGCCACAGCCUCCCUCUAAGCCCAGGUCAGAGAGGCCGGCAACAGGGACCAGGACGUUGGUACACAAGAGCAAGCAGGAGUCAGAUCAGGUGUCUACCUCAGAGAAGGAGGCUAAAAGGCACGUCCAUAGGUCAGACUACCACAGCAGAGCUCUGAGCUCAGACAGCACCCACGAGAGCAGGAACAGUGAGGACUCGGGCUCCGACCAACACCAUGAGAGCACCCCGCGGAAGGUCAAAAAAAAGAAAAGAAGGAAACAUAAAGACAGGUCUACACCUAAAUCGAGUAUGUCCACUGAUAAUAGAAUCUCAAAGAGCCUGAGGAGCACCACGUUCCCCAGCUGUGUCAAGUCUACCACAGAGCUGCUGGAUGAGGCCCGAGGCAUCGUUGGGGCCACGGGAUCAGAGGACCAGGAGGAGAGAGAGCCAGAGGAGUCAGAGGUCAUGGCCAUGGGAUGUGUCAGAGGCAGUGUGACGACAGUAGAUGAAAUAAUUGCCUCCUUACAGAGAGGGUACAGUGAUUUGCCAUCUGCCUCCGAUCAGAUGAUGAAGGAGCUGAUGGAGAGAGUGCUGGGGGACAGCUACAAUGCAGACAAUGAGGAAGAGAAAACAGAGGAAACCAAAUCUGACACAUCCAAAAAGAAAGAAGACAAAAUUUGCAGUGUACAAAAACAGGGGACUCCUCAGAGGUACCUGGGUCCACCGAGGAUGAUGUCGGUUAACACACCAACCCCUCCAAGACCUGAUGAGUACCCUAAAGUCACAUCAGGGGUCUACAAGAUGGCAAACUCACUGUCAGAGAGAGAGACAGACAAAAAUGAUUCUACAACAUUUGCUCUGUCACAGAAGGUGACUUAUACAGAUUCAAUUACGGCUGAAGGAUAUUCCAUUGCUCCUUCUCAGAGACAAAGGAAAGUGUCUUCACAAAGGAAAACCAUUCAAGGCCUUUCCCUUCUUGCAACAUGGACCCCAAAAACACAUGCAGAUGAUUACAAAACCAUUCACCACCUCUGUACCAUGCCAGUCAGACAGGCCCUGCCUGUGGAGCUACAGCUGGCUUCCCAAGUCUGUCACACCUCCAGCCUACUCACUGCACAGCCACAGUUUCACCAACAGAGGGCAGUACUACAACACAUCGCUGCCCAGCCUGACAGACACAGGAUAGUAAAUGAAGGUGUGCCCUGUGUGGAGUUGACUGAUGGAAAUGACUGUGUGAACCACCUGCCACCUGAGACUUCGAACAGCUUGGCUGACUGGCAGAGGAUUGCUGAGUAUUAUGUCGAGAAGCCCAGGAUUAUGGUUUCCGGACAGGCGACCUCUCUGUGUUCCAGUGAGCUGAAGAUGUUCUGGCACCCAGCACCUCCGAAGUUCAGCUUUGCUCCUGCCUUUGUCAAACACAAACUCUUUCCCAAGUACCAGGCAACGCAGAACAUCCUAUCAAGGGAAGAGCUCUAUGGUGAUCUGCAGGACCUGGUGGAAUCAGCCUUGGAUCUGACUGAGCUAUCCCCCUCAGUGGAAAGAAUGCAGUCCAGAAAGUUCGAGUCUAUGAUAGACCUGAGAGUUACUGAGCAGUCGCCUCUAACCUCUUUUGACAAAGAACAGAGGCCCCGCUCUGCCCCGCACCUCAUCCCAGAGCCUGAGACUUUCCCCAAGGUACCGUGUGACUUCAUCACCAUCACCAGAGAGCUAGAGGUGGUACGGCAGCAGCAGGGGUCCUCAACCGUGCUGACAGAGGACACCACUCCCCCCGUCCAACUUGGGGCCCACCUUCACGUGCCCCCGGGGAGUACUGACGCCGAGCAGCUCACAGCAGCUCUCAGCGCCGGCCAAAUCCAGUUGAAAAAGGACAGAGGUAGGGUACCCCAGGGGAAACCCCUCAGAAGAGGCAAUAUUCUCCAUUCUAAGAAAAGGGUGAGCAAAGGCAGGAAGAAACUGAGCCCUGCCAAACUGGCCUACGUUCUUAAGAAACUGCAGGAGCCAGCACAUGCUCUCUCCAGAAGUGAGUCUGUGUCCCAGCUGCUACCCAUCAAACCGACCCCAUGCCCCUCAGAAGAACCCCCCUUCCCUCUGCCCUUGACUCGCUACCCAAGCCUCCCCCUUGUGCUCGACUUUGAGAGCUUUGCCACGGACCAGGGGGGCAUCCCAGACACGUUCCCUCAUUGGGAGUGGGCGAGGGAUAUAUGGGACGCCUGGUUUGAUGAGCUCUUCCCCCCGCCAGCAGAGAGCUGCAGCACCUCCAUGAAAGUGUCUGAGUCCUCCCAAAGGGCCCCUGACAGCACCUCCAGGAAAGGGUCUGAGUCCUCCCAAAGGGCCCUCAACAGCACCUCCAGGAAAGGGUCUGAGUCCUCCCAAAGGGCCCCCGGCAGCAACUCCAGGAAAGGGUCUGACUCCUCCCAAAGGGUCUCCAGCAGCAGCCUCCAGAGCAGACCCUACAAGGCUCUGAGGAAGCCUGAGGAGAAGGCCUUGAUGUUGGAUGAGAUCCAGGCCCUGGACAGGGUGGACCUUUCUCUGACCCUGGACCAGGGGCUGACCACGGCCGACUUGGAAGGCGAGGUGACCAAGUUGACCCUGGCUAUCACCCAGCAGGACAAACCCAACGCCUUUGACCUUUGUCGCAGGGGUGCGCUGCAGAAGAAACUGGGCUGGCUCAAGCAGGCUCUGGAGGAUCUCAAUGCUGCCAUUUCCCUAGAGCCCUACCUGCUGGAUGCUUACUGGCAAAGGCACAGCAUUUAUCUGCUCAGAAACAACUACAGUAGGGCUUUGGAAGACCUGAACUUCAUCAUCAAGCACAACAAGAAACAUGCAGACGCUUUGAAGUCUAAAGCAGAAAUCUACAAGCUGAUAGGAGAGACCACCCUGGCGAUCAUUAACUACACACUGGCCAUCAAAUGUAGACCUGAGGAUGAUGACAACUACUUCAAGAGGGCUGAGAUGUAUGAGAAGCGGAGUGAGAUGCUUCUGGCCAUGGAGGACUAUGCCAAAACGUUCACCGUCAACCCAAAGAGAACAGACGCUCUGAUCAUCCGUGCCCUGUGGUACUUCAACAGCUGUAACUGGAUGUUGGCCCUGUCUGACUUCAACCUGCUGCUCCAACAUGAGCCUGGCCAUGCUGUCGGCAGGAUGUACAGGGGCAGGAUCUAUUCCAAGCUUGGUCAGUACCAAGAGGCCAUCGAAGACUUCUCCCUGGCAGUUCACCUGGACCCCAACUGCUGGCUGGGCUUUUACCACAGAGGCUGUUUGCUGAGGAAGACAAUGCCAGAUAAGGCACUACGAGACCUCAGCACUUCAGUGCUGAUUAAUGACUGCCAGGAGAACCUGAGUGCCUUCCUGCACAGGGGUCUGCUCUACACGGAGCGACGGCAGUGGCAACAAGCCGCGUCUGACUUUGAAGCAGUGAUUAAACUUGACAGGACUGUGGCUCUGGCCCAUGUGAACCUGGGCUUGAUCUACAUGUUGAAGGGUCAGAACACUGAAGCCAUCCGAAAGUUCAGCAAUGCUUUGAGGGUGGAACCCACCUACAUCAGAGGCUACAUCUGCCGUGCCCAAGCCUAUCACAAUAUAAAUGAUCUGAAGAGAGCGCUGAAAGAUCUGGCACAAGCCAUACAUAUGAAACCAGAUGAUCAACAGUUGUAUAUUAUGAGGGGACAGUAUCUGUGUGAUAUGGAGAGGUUUGACCUAGCCACAUUCUGUAUCCAGUACGCUGCAGAGAUGAACAAAGCUCUAGGGUCAUCUCCCAUCCAGCAGGCGGUUGUCCAGUCCUUCCUUGGGAAUGAGGAUAAAGCCAUCACCUGUCUGGAGGCAGCCGCCAACAGCCAACCCUCACUUCCCAUCCUCAUUCUGCUGGGGAAGACUCAGAUGAAGGCCCGCAGGUUCAUGGAGGCAGUAGAGAGCUUUAGGAAAGCCCUGAGGCUGCUGUGCCCCAGCGAGGCCCGCCUGGUCAAUGUCCCUGAGGCUGCAGAGGUCUUCUAUCUGACAGGAGUCUGCUACAUGACACUGUUCCGCUGGCUGCAGGCUUUUGAGGCCUUCAGCAAUGCAGUGAAGAUCAACCCUGAUUAUGCUGAUGCAUACCACCAGCGAGGCCUCUGCCAUAUGCACCUGCAGCAAUCUACGAGUGUUCAGGACUUUAACAGAGCCCUCUCCAUCAACCCAAACCUCUUCCAGGUGUAUCUGAGUCGCGCCGCUUUUUAUGGCGCUAAAGGGCGAUAUUCAAAGGCCAUUCUGAACUGCAAUGAAGCCAUCAAGAUCCAGCCCAAGAGUAUCAGGGCCUAUCUGUAUAGAGGAGCACUCAAAUUCUACCUGGAGGCGUACAAAGGGGCUGUGGAGGACCUGACUAUGGCCUUGAGGAUUGACAAAACAUGCUCAUUUGCACACUACAACCGUGGAGUGUGUUUUCAACACCUUAAGGAAUAUGAAUUGGCUCUUCAAGACUAUGGGAUCGUCCUGCUCCUGCCUAGCAAGAAAGAGAUUGAUCUGAAAAUCUUGAUCAACCGUGCCCUUCUCUAUGAGGAGAUGAAUGAACCUCACAAUGCCUUACAGGAUUUCCAAGCAGCCUCCUUGAAAAGCCCAGAGGAUGCAACUAUCUUUCACGCCCUAGGCAUCUACCACCACAGGCUGGGCCAGCUCCAGGAGUCAGUAGAAGCCUUCAGCCAGGCACUGCAGCUCAGCCCGUUCUUCCUAGAAGCCUAUGUGGGGCGGGGCAACGCCUACAUGGACUACGACCACGCCCAGGCUACCAAGCUUGCCCAGAGGGAUUUCCUGUCUGCCCUGCAUCUCAACCCCCUCUGCUCUAAUGCACGAAUCUGCCUGGCCUACAACUUCCAGGUUUUCGGCUGCUUCCAGAGAGCCUGGAACCAGUUCACGGUGGCAGCAGAGAUUGACCCUAAGUGCUGGAAGGCAUUUGAGGGGCGAGCUGUUGUCAACCUGCAGAUGGGCAACACAUAUGCUGCCUUCCUGGACAUUAACAUGGCUCUGAAGCACUAUCCUGUGUCUGAUCAGCUGCUGACUAACCGAGGAGUGAUCAACCAGUUCAUGUGUGACAGAGCCAGCGCCAUGAGGGACUACCAGAGAGCCAUAUGUCUCAACCCCAAGUACGCCCUCGCCUUCUUUAAUGCUGCCAACCUCUACUUCUACAACAGGCAGUUUGACCAGGCCUGCGAGCACUACAGCCGGGCGUUGGAGCUGGACCCUGGGGAUGAGUCCGCCCUUCUGAACAGGGCCAUCACCAGGGCUCUGCUGAGGAAUGUUCCUGGGGCUCUCCGGGACUUCACCGAUGCUCUGAGACUCAACCCCUACUCCUCGCACGUGUUCUUCAACCGAGCCAAUCUCUACUGCUCCCUGCGCCAGUACGAACGUGCAGAGGCGGACCUCAGCCAAGCUCUUCUACUCCAGCCCAAUGAUGCCCUGGUCUACAAGCUCCGAGCUGAUGUCAGAGGUCAUCUGGGCUUGACUGACAAAGCGGUGCAGGACUAUCGAACAGCAAUAGAGCUCCAAGAGGCACUGGAGGAAUGAGAUGAACGAUCGCCAUAACAGUGGUACUAUACCAUCUAUCUCUAUGAUGUUGCAUGACAUUCAGACGCACUGUUUCUGGUUGACCGAUUGUAGAUGUCAUUCAAGUAGUAUGCUUUGUAAUAUAUUUUGCAUCCAAGUGUUUCUGUAUUUUAUAUAGUUAGUAGUUAUAUGUUAAGACAUGUUAAUGUUAUUGUAAUUUCAGAAAAUGUCCAAAGUAUGUCUACAGCAAUAAUUGCAAAAUGGUGUUUAACAGCAUUACUUCCCCACCAGUGUUGUUAUUGGCAGUGAUAUUCGCCUCUUGAUUUCUUCCCCAUGGCCUUGCAUUGUUGUCAAAAUAGAAAGUUCUGAAAUUUUUUUGGCAGUGUUAGCAAGUCGGGACUGGGGUGUGUGGCCAAUAUAGAAAUAGUUUCCAUUACCUGGUUAAAUAAAAGGGGCACACCUCACAGUUCAAUUUGUGUGUAUGUGAGAAAACCUAAACUAAAUGGGGAGGAGAAUAAUCUAAAAAUCUAAAAUGUCUGUGAAAAAUAUUUAAAUUGACAAAGAAUAUAGCUUGUGCAGCUGUUGAAAACUAGUGGAUGAAACCAAACGUAAGUUAAUAAUGUGAUUCUGUACUCUUAUGGAGUGGGGGUGGGGAAGAUUUGUUUUGAUGAAUGGUAUAGUUUUUGUAAUUCACCUAUCUUUCAGUAGGGGGGUGAAUCCCAUAGGUAUGUAGAGUGAUGGUUUGAAAAAAGAAAUAGCUGAUAUACGGUUUAAAAAAUGUAUUGCUUUGUGACAAAUUCAAUAUCCAUUAAUUCCCUGAGAGCCUGUAAACAGGCUGAAUCAGAGAGAGACAAUUUAAUCUCAGCCUACAAAGGAUCGCAACAAACGCACAGAUUGUACUUCCUUGAAUUUUGAGCUUUUUCCCAAUUAAGGAUUUGGGUUCUAUCUCGCCUAUCCAAAUCAGCUGAUCCAGUCACCAUUAAACAGGAGUUGUGUAGAGAAAGCAGAAUGUGGGAGGUUUACGGACUAUGACAAACACCUGCCAAGUGAACUGGCGUACGUCCAGGAGUGAGAAAAAGAGAGAGAGUUAAAAAGCGACAGAGUGCGAGAGAAAGAGGAGUGUGAACACAACCAUCUGUUCAACUCACACACUGAGACAAGGUGUGUGUGUGUUUGUGUGUGUGAGGGGGGGUGUUUGUGUGUGUCUGUGGGGGGUUGUGUAUCUGCAGUGUGUAGUAUUUCAAGGGUAAUCAGUGAUUCUCUUUACAAAUGCUUCCAAAAAUGAUAUAGCCGAAAUUCUUCUCUUUUCCAGAACCUUGUUCUUUGUUGUGUUCUAAUGGAAUAAGGUUGUUUUUGUUCUACGUGCGCCCUCGCAUUUACACAAUUAUGUCAGCCUUUUGAGGUGAGUAAAUUUAAACGUCAUCAGGGAGUUUGGUAUUGUCACUGCCUCACAGCUAGCUGCAUCUUUGUGAGACCAUGGUUCGAAUCCUGGAUUAGCUCAGGGGACCCACAAGGGGAGCUAUAGUUUGCCAGCUUCACACAGGUUUCUGAGUUGCCUUGCCUUGUUACACUCCAGUGGUUCCUUACGACGGGCUCUGAGCUCAAUUUAGGCACAGGGCCAAAGAAUGCUUUCUAUCUAAGGUUUCCGGUCUAGACUUCCUGGUUGAUUGAGCAGCUUGAUAAGAACCAGAAAGGUAUCGGAUGUGCUUUGGAGGACACAUAUCUUCACAUUGACUGUCCCUAAUCCCCUGGAAGUUGCUGUGAUGAGGCAGAACUUAAUAAUGAAUGGGAAAUGACAAUGAAAUACAUUGAAAAGGGGGUUAUAUAAAUGUUUUGUACAAUUUAAUUUAUUUCCUGUCCACUUGAUAUAGAUAUCAGUUCAACGUCUAGCUUUGAUUCUCCAUUAUUGGAUUUCUAACUGGCAUGACUUCCUUGGGAAAUCAGCAACAAUUUCAACCAUGUCAUUGGCUGUGGAUUAAAAGAUGUAACAAACGAUAAACAUAUCACUUUGUUCCUAGUAACUAGCACCUAAUGUAAUUUUAAGAUUUGAAGAUUAAACCUCAAGCUGUCCCAUAGGAGCCAGCAACAUUUGGCUUUACUAAUUAAACAGUUUACUUAAUUGUAUUUUUAUAUUCUCUAUAGUGUUAGCAAUUUCAUAGUCUCUGUGACAUUCCCCUGUAAUGUUGAGAUUUUACUAGCUACCUUGUCCAGCUGUUGAGGACUACAUGGCAACAAAUCCUCACAUAGUCCAUACAUUUUCUACUGUGUUUGAUCAACAGUAAUAGAAAUAGAGCAGAUUUGUAUUUUCCCCUCCUCGCUGGAGUCUGGCUAGGUCUGCUUUCUCUGUCUCAAUGCCUUUAGACUUGGUAUGAAAGAACACAUUUAAAAAAAAAAAAAAUGUAUUCCCUUGGAAGGUGACAGUGUCUUUGUUAAAUAACACAAAUGUCAACCUUCAACUUGUGCAUUUGUAUGUCUCAUACAUUUGUAAAUAGUAAUAAUUUGUGUUUGACAAUGAAAUAAUUGAUGAAUCACUGAAAAAGACAAGACUCUGCAACAAUUUGACAGUGGACAUUGAAUGUGAGUGUUACGACUUUCAGUGACAGUUUUCUAAUUCAGAUUCCAGUGGUAUGUAGAGUGGAUGGGGUAUAUUCAGCUGUCUUGGGUUUUAGGCAAAUUUGCAGUGUUUGCAGCCUCUGUUACUCUGGCAUAGCAUAUAUUUAGCACAGGUAUUUCCGUGGACCUCUUCAGUGUUAUUCAAUGUUUCAAAUCUCUUGCUGCUGUUUGAAAGUACCUCUUCCCCAUUCACUGUGUUGGCCCCUGUAAAGGGGACUACAUCUCUGAUUGUUUUAUGUUGGUA